AUGGAAUUUGGAAAUAUAACGUACAGAAAACCAAAACGCUCUAGUUCGUUACAAGAUAUGUCAGAUCUCAAUUCCUCUUCUACACUGUUUGACGCAACCGUGGCAAGCUUACCGAAUGCAUCUCUAUAUGAAAGUCAAAAUAAUAUUGAUUUAAAUGAAAAAAUAAAUAAACUGUCGAGUGACUUAUUAAUUGCUCAUCAAGAAAUAGAUAAUCUCAAUAGUGAAAAUACUAGUUUAAAGUUAGAAAUUGAAAAAUACCAAAAAAUAAUUAAAACAUUUAAAAAAAUUACUACAUAUUCCUCAUGUAAUACGACACCUGCAUCAGUGAACAAGAGACGACAAAUUUUGCAGAUACCAGAACAAAAUCUACUGUGUACACCUAUAAACAGAAUAGAAAUGUCAGAGUGCAGUAUUAACGAAAUCAAAGACAAAGAACAAGAAUUAGUCAAUAACAUAGAAAAAACAGAUAGCUCAAAUUGCCUAACACAUCAUGUCACAUUCAUCUAG
Molecule: messenger RNA, 507 nt
Organism: Parnassius apollo (apollo)
Lineage: Eukaryota; Metazoa; Arthropoda; Insecta; Lepidoptera; Papilionidae
Source: the annotation of a GenBank genome assembly